UGUUUUGUAGGUUAGCAGUAGGUUAGAUUUAGUGUAGAGUAUUUAGUUUGUAUAGUUUAGCUUUUAAUGCUAGUGUAGGGACAGUUAAGUCGGCAAAUUAAUUUAGUUCAAGUCAUUUACAAUUGCAUAUUGUUGUUGUGAUAUUUUGUGAGUUAUUGUCGUACAAGCUAUUCUAUAUCGCAGGACCACGUGAGACGAGGAAAACCAGUGCAGGCCCGUGUGUGACCAAGAAGACCAGUGCAGGACCACGUGAGACGAGGAAGACCCGUGCAGGCCCGCUGACCGAGAAGACCAGGGCAUUAGUUUAACUGUUGCAAUUCCUCGUCUUGACACUACAAACUUCAGUGUUCAAGAUGCCGAGGAAGGGCAAGCGAUCCCAGGCUCAGAAAGUGCGUUGGAGAAAGCCUGAUGAGGAUGCACUCACCCCAACUCAUUCUCCAGCCUACAAGGUGCCACGUCUCUCUGAGUCUCCCCGGAGGAGAGAGGCAGGGCCUUCUUUCGGUGACUUUCUUCCUCGCCGUGGCACUGGUACACGCCAUCGUGUGAGGAAAUGGCCAGUUUCAGUCACGGGCUGCCAACACAAAUUGGUCAUCCCAGCUGAGUCUCCUGAUAAGAAGUUUGUUCUUAUUGUAGGAGCGUCCCAUCUGCGCUCCAUUGCAGACGGGAUUGUGCCGAUGCCAGAGGGAAUGCUUUCCUUUGGUGUCAUGUCCACACCAGGGGCCUGUGCGUCCCACCUGAGGACCGAGUUACGCAACGCUGUCGUACCUCGGACCCCGGAUGCAGUCUGCAUCAUGGCCCCCAGCAACAACCUGACAGCCAGCCGGACCCCCCUUGAGGCAGGAGCUGACUUCCUGAAGCUCCUGAAGAGUGCCGAUGGUCGUUGGCCCGGAAAGGUCUUUGUCUUGGACUUUGUGCCACGUCUGACUGUUGAUCCUUAUCUACAAGAGCUCUUUCGUCAAGAGUUCCAUAGAGUGGCAGCAGGAAUGCGUAUCAAGUACUACUCGUCUUCUCGCCACUUCCCUUUGGACAACUUGGACCUGUGGAGCCCAGAUGGUGUUCACUUGAGUGAUGGCGAAGGCAUGGUGGUCCUUGCUCAUUUGCUGUGGGCUGCAGCUUACGAGCAUCUGGAGGCACCUGUACCGAAACCGCAGGCCGCUCCCAGGACAUCAUUGCCUGUUCGUCACGUCACUCCAAGGGUCGUUGUGAGGGGAGAGGUCAUCGUGCCUCGCCCCUCUAACCCUUAUGAGUGGACCUCUGUGGAGAAGGGCAGGAAGAGGAACGUACCUGAGGAACCUGCACAGUCCUCUAGCGCACCCAAAAACACGGAGGUUCAACAGCAGGAGUGCUUCAUACCGCUCAACCCAGUGAGGUUCAGCAGUUCCAUUUUGGCUGCCAUGAAUGCUGUUGUCCCUUCCCAUCUUCCGACCCCUGAACACUCCGACACUGCUGUUCCACAAGACAAAACGAAACCUGUUGUGGAACGCAGGCGGAAAGCUCCCAGGCCCAUGCCUGCCAGUCAUUUGAGCGUGGCUGCUGCUGCUGCAGAGGCUCAGGUGACACCAUGCGUGGUGGACACAUCCCCAGAGCCAUCACUUGCCACAGCUGUGGAAGUGAUUGCCGCUGCUGCGGAGCCAUCACCUGUCACGGCUGUGGAAGUGGCUGCUGCUGCUGCUGCUGCGGAGACACCCAAAGCACAGACACCUCCACGGCCAAGAAGCUUCUGGAUAAUCGAUGAUGCACCCACCUGUUCCCGUUAUCCAACUACAAAGUGGACACACGAAAAGGCUAUUUUAUCUGUGAGGGCAACCCAUUGUCAAAAUGAUGCCAGAUACAACACCUUCAGCAGAAAUCAUCAGUGCACCUGCAUGGCUCUUACAUUUCUGGCCUACCACAACGAGGGAUUACAGAUCAACACCACUUACCUUGACAGAGUACUUGAGCAGGGAGAUUUACUCUAUGUUGGGAUCAAAAACCAGCUACUGUUGGAGAGGCGAUAUGUUGAUGACCACCUGACCGUUGAGGAAAUGCCACAGCAGGUUCUAACUGACACCAGUGUCUACAAUGUGCACAUGUCUUCAGUAAGAUGUGGAUACCUGAAGGCCCAAGAAGGAAACCUUGGUGGCUGGUUGACUCUGGAUGAACAGCUUCAGUCUCUGUCAACACAUGUCAGCCAUGCUAUCCUAAUUGUAUCUCCAGAGUGCAUUGCGGUGUUCCGUGACACAUCAGGACGAUACGGAGUGUUUGAUUCUCACUCAAGAAAUGCAAGUGGAUUGCAACACCCUGAUGGAACUGCUGUUAUGUUGACUUUCAGCCAGUUGAGUGACCUCAGCAACCACCUGCAAAGGCUGUUUGAAGGCCGUGGUGCUAAUGCCUCUUAUGAGUUUGUGCCAGUAACUUUUGAGUCUGUUGACAAAUCCAGUGAACGUCAUGGACAGCCAAGUGAUGUCAAGAUCACACAAAGUGCUUCAGCUGUACCACCAUCAGAAGGAAAUGUUGAAGCUAAGUCACCAGUGACUUUCUGCAGACCAGAAGAAGAACUUGUGCAAGUGCUGAACAUUUCUCCUGCCGUCCCACAAGCAUGUGCAAGUACGGAAGACUCAGAGAAAAAUGCAGGAAAAGGACAACUAAACAUCCUGAAAGUUGUGACCAAACUAAGUAAACAUCAGCGACGCAAAGCUUUGCGGAGAAGUAGAAGCACAAAGAAAGCAGAGAAAUCUACAUCUCAGAGACACAACGCAAGAAAGGAAUUUGAACGACAGAAAUAUGCCAGCUGUUCAGACUUUAAAAGGAAUAAAGUGGAGGCUAUGAAAACGAAAUAUGGCCAAGACUGUCGUUACCGCAAAGAGAAGAAACUGUACAUAGUCAGAAGAUACCAAGAAGAUUCUGAUUUCCAGAGCAGACAAAGAAGGGGCUUUUCAGAGCGACAAAGAAGUACAUCAAGAUGA
Molecule: messenger RNA, 2945 nt
Organism: Dicentrarchus labrax (European seabass)
Lineage: Eukaryota; Metazoa; Chordata; Actinopteri; Moronidae
Exons: 16
Coding region: 354-2945 (863 amino acids)
Source: RefSeq, a predicted model, not a curated record